GUUUGUGAUUCCUCCAAUGAGCUUUCUCCAAACCAAACAGCGUUCCUCGUUCAAAACAGUAGCAGUGCUGUUAAUGUACGUACUCGCAAUCAACUGCAGACAUUCCGGCGAACUUGAUAUUCGGCACAUACAAGACGAUUUCUGCUUUCCACAAUGGCAGAGGAGAAAGAAGUGGAAUGGGAGCUCUGCAAGGAGAACAUUCAACCUUUGAAACGUGGGAGAAACAUGUCAGCCUUGCUACAGGCACUCAGUCACAACAAAGAUGGCCUCAGCCCUGCCAUCCUCCAACAGAGACAGGCUUUUGAGUCUGAAUUGCGGCUGUACGAUGGAGAUGAUCCGCUUGAUGUUUGGGACCGGUACAUCAAAUGGGCAGAGCAAAUGUUUCCUCAGGGAGGAAAAGAGAGCAACCUGAGCACACUGUUAGAGCAAGCCGUGACGCGCUACACAGAUGAGAAGAAAUAUCAUGACGAUCCUCGCUACGUUGACCUUUGGAUCAAAUAUGCAGGGCAUUGCUUAGAGCGCUUGGACAUCUACAGGUACAUGAAAGCCCAGGGAAUAGGAACCACCCUGGCGUCCUUCUAUAUCGCCUGGGCCGAGGAGCUUGAAAACCACGGUGACUUUCUCAAAGCUGACUUGAUCUUCCAAGAAGGACUCAAGAUGUUGGCCCAGCCUCUUGACAGACUACAGCAAUUCCACAAGAUGUUGCAGGCUCGCGUGUCCCGUCAAGCAAUGAAAAAAGUGGACGAUGGUGACAGUGACGAUGAGGUCAAACAACCUGAGAGAGUUUCGCUUGCUGAGCUCAAAACACGAGGGAAGAGGGCUGCCGUACCUAUUGUCAGAACGGGACACGCAAUAAAAAGUGCCCCAAGGGGCCUGAGUUUACGCGCCGCUCCCAUUAGAGAAAGCAGCAGUCACAGCAACAACAGUAGAUUGGUGAUCUUUGAUGAGAGCAAGGCAAUCGCCGGUCCUUCAGAGGCAAAAUUUGAGCCUUGGUUGGCUCCUCCAACUGUGAGGGCAAAGGAAAAUGAGAAAGCCCCAGAAAAAUGGUGCGAUGUCAAGAUCCGCCAAAAGUCCAAAUUUGGAAACACACUGACGGUUCCGCCUCCUCCGAAACCCACUUUUCGACCAUUUGUCGACGAGUCGGAUGACACUCCAAAGAUGACGCCGCACAAGAUCAUCCCGACAGUGAAUAACAUUUUGUCGGCGCGCAAGCCCUGCAAAGCCAACACUCCUUUGACAAAGCUGCUGGAGAACCAACAUCAGCAGAAAGAAGGCAAAGUGGGCGAAGAACUGGAAAAGAGCAUGUACUGUAAAAAGCUGCUCUUCAGCGGUACCACCGAAUUCAGCUUGGAGGAACUCCGGGCUGAGCUGUACUUCAAGAAGAAGAAUUCCCAGAUGGCCAGCUGCCCUGACAAGCCAGUGAAUGACCCUGAGAAGAAAUAACCUGUUCAGCAUGGUCAUUGUUUUGGUUUGUUUACUCGGCAGAAGUAGCUUUCAAAAUGUGAAAACAUUCAGUACACAGGAUCCACCAUACUCUUUACGAUGUGAGGAAAAUUAACAAUAAAUAACUUGACUGAAUAUUAAUGUU
Molecule: messenger RNA, 1588 nt
Organism: Syngnathoides biaculeatus (alligator pipefish)
Lineage: Eukaryota; Metazoa; Chordata; Actinopteri; Syngnathiformes; Syngnathidae
Gene: bub1bb
Product: BUB1 mitotic checkpoint serine/threonine kinase Bb
Exons: 9
Coding region: 154-1443 (429 amino acids)
Biological process (GO): mitotic spindle assembly checkpoint signaling; meiotic sister chromatid cohesion, centromeric
Molecular function (GO): protein kinase activity
Source: RefSeq, a predicted model, not a curated record